UAAUUUUGAUAAAAAACAGUGUGAUAUUUAUUUUCCUUCCCAAAUUAUACUAACAAACAUAUCGAUCUAAAACCCGUGCGGCCUGCGAUAAUCGAUUUGUUGUUUGGAUCUGUGAAUUUGGCAAAGAUGGUUACAAAAACAGAGGAAUCUCAACUGAAGAAUCUAGAAAUUCAGGUCGAUAAUGGUGGCGGAGGAGCAUGGGAGUAUCUUUCACUCAUCAGAAAGCUUAAGGUUCGCCGUUCUGAUAAAGUUCUCAAGCACGGUUUGUCAAUUUUGAAUGACUCCAAACUCCGAUCCAAUCUCGGUCCUGAAGAAUGGACUUUGUAUGAGCAAGUUGCAGUUGCAGCUAUGGAUUGUCAAAGUCUUGAUGUUGCUCAGGACUGUACAAAGGCUCUUCGGAAGAGGUUCCCAGAGAGCAAAAGAGUUGGCAGGCUGGAGGCAAUGUUGCUUGAAGCAAAAGGUUCGUGGGACAUGGCAGAAAAGGCUUACACAAGCCUUUUAGAGGAUAAUCCUCUUGAUCAGAUCAUCCAUAAGAGGAGGGUGGCUAUGGCAAAGGCACAGGGCAAUAUUUCUGGGGCUAUUGAAUGGCUUAAUAAAUAUCUGGAAAUAUUCAUGGCAGAUCACGAUGCAUGGAGGGAACUGGCUGAAAUAUACUUAUCCCUGCAAAUGUAUAAACAAGCAGCAUUUUGCUAUGAAGAAGUGAUAUUAGCUCAACCAACUGUUCCUCUCUAUCACUUGGCUUAUGCUGAUGUACUUUAUACACUUGGCGGAUUAGAAAACGUCCAAACUGCCAAGAAAUACUAUGCAUCUACUAUUGACUUAACUGGAGGCAAGAAUACCAGAGCACUCUUUGGUAUAUGCUUGUGCACUUCUGCUAUUGCACAACUUACAAAAGGGAAGAACAAGGAAGAUAAAGAAGGAUCACAGUUACAAUCUCUAGCGGCCAAAGCGUUGGAGAAGGAGUACAAGCAGAGAGCUCCUGACAAGCUUCCUCAACUUACAACUGCCUUGAAGAGUUUAACAUUAUCGUCAUGAUGCAGCAUUUCUUAAAUAUAUUGUUGUUAUUUAACCAACUUUUUGGCACUUUAUUAGAUCAAUAUACUAGCAUGAAUCAGCAUAUUUAGAAUUCCUCAUUUAUUUUCUUUUCAAUAUUAAAAUGAGAAUUCAUUUUGUUCUGCAUUUUUACCUUCCGUAAUAAAUAUUAAUCUAAAGACAUGUGAAGUUUUUGAUGGCGUUGUAGCUCUAAAAUAUUGUGACAAAACAGAGUGAUCAGGUAUAAUUUGUUUUUGA
Molecule: messenger RNA, 1290 nt
Organism: Trifolium pratense (red clover)
Lineage: Eukaryota; Viridiplantae; Streptophyta; Magnoliopsida; Fabales; Fabaceae
Product: ER membrane protein complex subunit 2
Exons: 9
Coding region: 127-1035 (302 amino acids)
Biological process (GO): protein folding in endoplasmic reticulum
Cellular component (GO): EMC complex
Molecular function (GO): protein binding
Source: RefSeq, a predicted model, not a curated record